Arabidopsis lyrata subsp. lyrata is the source of this 1339-nucleotide messenger RNA. Its product is annotated as uclacyanin-3. The record is from RefSeq and is a predicted model, not a curated record. The transcript is spliced from 4 exons. The coding region runs from base 274 to 1008 and encodes 244 amino acids. Lineage: Eukaryota; Viridiplantae; Streptophyta; Magnoliopsida; Brassicales; Brassicaceae.
AUCUUCUCCAUUUCUUCAACACAUAAAAGUAAAAGAGACAGAGACACUCACUACACACUUCUCAAAACACUUCUUUCUCUAUCUCUCACCCCUUUUUCUCCUUCUCUUCUCCCUAAGCUCCAUAGGCACUAAACCUCUCUUUUGACCUAAAUGUGUGAGAGAGAGGCCUGCAAAGAUAAAAAGGGUAGACAUCAUUGAAGCUUCUUUACUUUUUUUUUUUAAUUUCAGAAUCUCUCUUAAACCUACGAACCUCCUCAUUUCAAGCUAAUUAACAUGGUUUGGUCUCAGAAACAUCUCACCUCCUCAAUGCUCUUCUUCUUCUUCUACUUCUUUGGCUUCCUCUCUCUCUUCUCUCGUCCUUCUUUUUCCGCCACUUUUCUCGUCGACGGUGUCUCUGUCUGGAAAACCCCCACUGUUCAUGUCGGCGACUCUGUUAUUUUCAGACAUAAGUACGGAUACGAUCUCUACAUCUUCAGAAACAAAGAUGCAUUCAAUGUCUGCGACUUUACACAAGCCACUCUUCUUACAAAACCUAAUUCCACUUCCUUCUCGUGGUAUCCAUCAAGAACAGGCUCUUACUACUUUUCCUUCACAAACAACACAUCUCUUCCCAGAACUUGCCAACUCAACCAGAAGCUCACAGUCCAAGUCAUCCUCUCCGCGGCAUCACCGCCAUCGCAACCACCGGCAAUCUCCCCUGUUCCGGUUUCUGAAGGAGGAGUGAUCUCAUCUCCUUCUUCUUACCCUUGGCCAUUAGGUCCUAGAGAAGGUUCAGCUUUCUCUCCGGGACCAUCUCCAUCAGAGAUCACGUCUGUGACAGUCCCCGGUAAAGACGGAGUUCCGUUCAUUAACAGUAAUCCGGCGGUUCCUCUUCCCACCGGAGAAGUCGACUCUACUUCCAUUAACCCUUUACCAACUUCCACUAAUUCAGCUCAUCAGGUGAUGAUGAUGACAUUAAAGGUGAAGCUAGGUUUGUGUUGUGUAGCCAUGUUUUUCCUUCUUCUGUAGAGAAACAGAGCUGUUAAUGGAAGAAUGAUUACGUUUCUGAUCUUAUUGUUAAUCCAACAACUUAACUUUAGUGUUGUGUAAUCAUUCUCUCUUUAGCUUUUCUGUUUCUGUCUCGCUUAUGGUAGGGCUCUUGUUAGAAUCUUAGGGUUUAUUUAUUUUUAUUUUGAUGUGCAUUUUUAUAAAAUCAAUGUGCCUUAGUUUUUGUUUCUGAGUUCGUGUCUCUCUUUUCUUUGUGGUCACCACUACUACUUUCACUCAUAUGUCUCAGAUUUUCUUUUCAGAAUUUGGGUCCCCUCUCUAAGAAAUAAGCAUAUGGUAUGGUUAGCUUUAA